UCAUUCUCUUUCUCUCACUUAUCUUUUUUUUUUUUCUAAUUCAAGAAACCAUAUAAUUUUCCUCUGUUUUUUAACAAAUUCAUCAAGAAAAACAUUCAAGAUCAAGAAUGUACAACGAAUGCAGCUCUCCCUCCACCGCAAGAUCAACGACGAGAGGAACUAAUCACCGAAUGAGAUCUCCGAUCUGUUGUGUAGGAGCCAACGCGGUGGUUGAGCCUGAAGCCAUGAUGAUCGGAGAACAAAGAACUCCGAGAUCUCCUUACGAAUGGCUCAAAUCCACGGCGCAAGAACUCGAGUUAAGAGAUCGGUGCCGGCGCGUGAAGUCACGUAUCAAGGUUACGUGUCGUAACAACAAUUGUGCUUAUAAUUGUGUUCAUCAUCAUCAGAGACAUCAGAGCCAUCAGAGUUAUCCUGGAGAUUUCAGUUACGAUCCGUUGAGUUACGCGCUCAAUUUCGAGGAUAAUGUGCGAGCUGAUGAAGACGGCUCUUUCCCGAAUUUCACGGCGAGGUUGCCUCAGUCGCCGGUGACGAAGACGAGAUCAGCGACGGUUGAUUUGAUCUCGUUUUGACGGUUAAUAAAUUAAAAUUCUCUUUUUUAAAGAAAAUCUUUUCGUUUUCUUUUGUGUGACGGUGGAAUGUAACUGUUCGCCGGAGAAAUGACGUAAGAAUAUGACGUCAUGUAUAUGUAAAUGCUCUCUCGCCAUAUUGAUUUGAUAUACUUGUGAAAUUGAUGUGUGCCAAAAAAAAAAAAACAAUUUCUAUAUUUCUGACUAAUUUGAUCGAUUUCACUUAUG
Arabidopsis lyrata subsp. lyrata is the source of this 794-nucleotide messenger RNA. RefSeq lists its product as uncharacterized. Bases 108 to 569 code for a protein of 153 amino acids. The record is from RefSeq and is a predicted model, not a curated record. The transcript has a single exon. Lineage: Eukaryota; Viridiplantae; Streptophyta; Magnoliopsida; Brassicales; Brassicaceae.